AUGCCGACCGGGAUUUUUUCGCCAGCUACCCAAGGAGCAGCUUAUAUCAGAGAGGGAUCAUCGGAAGAGCAGAUCGGAGAUGCUGAGGAGGGAGAGAGGCUGCCGCAGGCGAGCCUUGCAUUUGCAGCUCAGGAGGAGCUGUUUCAGGCCCUGCUGCUAGGGGAGGCACCAGAGAGCGACACAAAGAGGCUGCUGACUGCUCCAAGCAGUGCGGGCAUGCGUGCUGCUCAGGCUGGCGAACCAUCUGAGUAUCCACCUGAGUAUCCACCUGAGUUUUCACCUGCUGGUCUGGUCAUGAAACAACCUGGAGAUUCAUCGUCAGGUCCCUCUGGAGAUCGAGAUCCAUCUGAAGAUCCAACGGCCACAGCAUCUUUGUGUUUUCCGAAGCCGAGAAUGCUCCGGCGCCAAGCACUGCUUGGUGCUGGCAGGAAGGACCUAGUUGUGAAGAUGGCCGUGAAAAGUGCUGCUUUGACACCAGAGGAAGGGAGGCAGGAGGGAGGCAAGCAGCAGAAGAAGAGGAAAAGGACCCUGAAGAAGUCUCAAGUUGUUUCCUCUGUGCAGGGCGGGCAGCUGGAUGCUGCUGCUGUUAAGGAGGUUUUUCCUGAACCCACGAGCAUAACAGUGGCAGAAGCAUGCGCGAUGCAAAGACACACUGAUGAUUCUGGUGAUACUGGGGUUGCUGUGGGAGGGAGUGAGGCAGCUUUGAAGGCGGCUGCGGUAGGUGCUGCUGUUGCUUCGGAGGGGAGGGAGGAGGGAGGCAAGCAGCAUAAGAAGAGGAAGAAGGCACAGAAGAAGACACAGGUGGUAUCAUCAAUGCAGAGUGGGCAGCUGUAUGGAGCACCUGAGAAGGCAGCUCCCAAGGCCAAGAAAGCGAGGAAGGAGAAAGUGCCACAGGAUUCCAAGUCCUCUGACCAGGGCAACAGUCAGGCUCAACCUUCCAGUGUCGUGAGUUCUGCUCCAGAACCAGCACCAGCAGCAGAACCAGCACCAGCAGAACCAGCACCAGCAGGUUUAGACCCGGCAGGUAGUUCCAGUGAAGGGUUGACUAGCUCGUCAACCCCCUCUCCUGCAGCUGCUGCUGCAAAUCAGAAAGGACCUGGACCUAAACCGAAGAAUAAAAGACGAGCAGAAGACAGUUCGUGUGGUGAAGUGAGGUACAUUGGAGUUCGGAAGAGGGGAUUGGGCAAUCGAUGGGUGGCGGAGAUAAAGGACAACAUCCAUGGCGUGCGGAGGUGGCUUGGGACGUUUGGCACUCCUGAAGAGGCGGCUCGUGAGUAUGAUAAGGCAGCACGGGAAAUCAGAGGUCAAAACACCCGCCGCACCAACUUCCCCUUACACAAGUAG
Molecule: messenger RNA, 1344 nt
Organism: Closterium sp. Yama58-4
Lineage: Eukaryota; Viridiplantae; Streptophyta; Zygnematophyceae; Desmidiales; Closteriaceae
Source: the annotation of a GenBank genome assembly